GUACAAAUAAUCUCAAAGAAAAUGGCGUGACACGAUAUGCGUUCGCAAAUUGCGAUUAUGAUAAACAGAGAUUCGGGAAAAGCGCCAAAGAGAAUAUUUGCUGCCUGAGACGAAAAAUAGACGUCGAAUUUUCUAGAUUGCAAGAUAACGAGGCAAAGCAUCGAGCAUGAUUCCAUGAUCGUAACAAAAUUUACAUACAGUUAUAUAUCUCAAGAUAAAAUAUGGAUGAAAAUAGACCAACAGAAGGAGUGCCAAGGGAAAACUGUAAUUUGACAAUGCCAGAUAUAUCAAAUUCAAAUCAAGACAGACAAAUUCAAGACUUGCCAGGUGAUACGAGAUAUACAUUGGGAAACAUAAGCCCUGAAACAGCAUUUAAUUUUGGUGUCAGAACAGCAGAACGCUCUAGAAUAUUUGCAGAUAAUAUAUCCUCCACCAUUCAAGGAAUUCGUCCUCUUAUACAACAGGCAGCGCCUAAUAUAUCAUUGACAUCACUCUUGAGCAUUCAUGGACUUCGAAACCAAGUUCAUUCGGCUGCAUUACCAAAUGACAGCUAUGUGAUCAAUUUAGAAGAACCUAUAACAAACAAUACUCGCAAUGAUCCUAUGCGCAACCAUUACCACAUAACAUCAACAGUAUCAAAUGAUUUAUCGAACAAUACGCACGAGGGUGCAAACGAAAUUAUAGAAAGCCAAAAUAAUAAUAAUGCCUCAGAGAAUACUACUGCCAACAGCAGUAAUGUCCAAAUAGGUCCAGAAACUCGAGCGAUGCUGAAACAGCUUCAACAAUAUGUUCCCUUUAUUGCUAUUCUUCUUGCUAAGGGUUUUUACGAUCAUAGAGCCGGAAUAUUCAUGUUUGUUGUACUGCUGAUUGCAUUCAUUCACGCUAAUAAUGAUCUUAAACGUGAGAUCGCCAAACAGCAUAAUCGUAGUUGGUCGUUGCUUAUGCUGAUCUUGUGUUACAUUACUGCCUGCAUCUUCUUUGUCGGUUACACGUUCGAUUUGCACGCCUUCAUUCCUUAUGCUGAACCACUCACAAUUUGGGACUUACUGUGUUAUGUCACAGUAAUGGAUUUCUUCCUCAAACUCAUUACUAUUAUGUGCAAAGUUCUUUUGACUUGUUUACCAGUAAGAUUAUUGGCAUUCCAAAAUCGCGGCAAGUAUUAUCUUAUGGUGGAAGCGACGUCUCAGCUUUAUCGAUGUGUCGCACCUGUUCAACCGUGGUUGUAUUACCUGUUCGAGACGUAUCAAGGUCCAGAGAAAAUCGUAGGAAUUUUCUUCUCAGUGAUGUAUACCAUGAGUAAAGGCAGUGAUCUAUUAUCACGUUUCAAACUGUUUCGCACUGCUGUAUGGAAAUUAUUCCAAAAUGUGAGCUUAGGAGUAUCUCCGUCGAAAGAACAACUGGUUGCAUCCGGCGGUAUAUGUGCCAUUUGUCACGAAGAAUAUACUACGCCGGUCAGGCUUCAUUGCAAGCAUAUUUUCUGCGAAACGUGCGUGUCAACGUGGCUCGACAGAGAACGAUCGUGUCCACUGUGUCGUGCAUCCAUCACAGAUGAUCCAAUAUAUCGAGAUGGCCAUACGACACACUUUAUCCAAUUGUAUUGAUUCUGUCUUCAAAAAUGAUAUCUUCUCUUGUACAGUCCUUUCAUAAUAUUAUUAAGUAAAAACGUAACAAGUUUUUAUUAAUGACAAACAU
Molecule: messenger RNA, 1692 nt
Organism: Camponotus floridanus (Florida carpenter ant)
Lineage: Eukaryota; Metazoa; Arthropoda; Insecta; Hymenoptera; Formicidae
Gene: Rnft2
Product: RING finger and transmembrane domain-containing protein 2
Exons: 5
Coding region: 222-1601 (459 amino acids)
Biological process (GO): positive regulation of ERAD pathway
Molecular function (GO): ubiquitin protein ligase activity
Source: RefSeq, a predicted model, not a curated record